UCUCCAAGAACGGCUCAGGAAGCCUGCUCGGCGUCUACCCGCAGCCGGUAAACUGCGUUCGGCCAGCAUGCAUGCGGCAUGUCGCUGAGGAGGCACGACGUCGCCGGCACGACGGCCCUGUCCUGGCACUCCAGAUACGACCUCUACGGGAAUUAUAUCUGCCAUGCCUUCCAGGGCGGUUCUUGGGCAGACAGGUCCCCCCUCCACGAAGCUGCUUUCCAUGGUCAGCUGCUGGCUCUCAUGACUCUGGUUGCACAGGGCUUCAGCGUGAACAUCGUCACCAUGGAGAAGGUCUCUCCCCUUCACGAUGCCUGCCUCGGAGGCCGAGUUUCAUGUGCCCGGUUUUUACUGGAGAAGGGAGCUGCUGUGAAUGCGACGACAAUCGACGGGGUGACCCCCCUCUUUAGCGCUUGCCGUGGUGGCAGUCCCGCCUGCGUUCAACUGUUGCUGGACCAUGGCUCCGCCCUCCGCCCCACCCACGGCUCCGGCCUUCUGGUGGCAUCUCCUGUCCAUGAGGCUGCACAGAGAGGACACUGGGAGUGCAUGGAGAUUUUAAUAGCCCAUGGGGUCGACCUUGAUCUUGAGAUCCCGAAGCUUGGAACACCCCUGUACAUCUCCUGCGUAUCUCAGAAAGUUCACUGUGUUGACAGACUCCUGCAGUUAGGAGCCGAUGCCUGUCGGGGGAGGGGGCAGGACACCCCGCUGCAUGCCGCAGCAAGGCAGACAGAUGUCCAGGUGGUGGAGCUACUGAUAGACUAUGGGGCCGACGUGUGGAGCAGGGAUGGAGAGGGGAGGAGGCCUGUGGAGCUGGCCGUGCCCCUUAGUCAAGUGGAGGCAGAACUACUACUGAGAGAGCGCCCCCCCGCCCUCUCCCAGCUGUGUCGCCUUCGCAUCCGCCACGCCCUGGGUUCAGUGCGGCUGCACUUGGCCCCCCACCUCGGCCUUCCCAGUCACCUGUACAACUUCCUGUUUUACAGCAGACUGUGGAACUGACCCAUGGCUGAUCCCAGGCCUGUUUCCCAUGAUGCCCCUCACUCCUGAGCUCUUGCACUCAUCGAAGGCCAGGGGGCACCGUCUUGAGGGUCCUCCAGAGAUAUAUAGUCGUGAGAACCAAACUGAGGAUGUCCGUCACCAGCUGUCUGUCUCAGUAAGAGGGCGCAGCGUCGUCCAUCUUCUCUUGGCAUGUGGAGAUCUAACAUCCUCUUCAUCACGGAAAAUACUCAUAAACAAGUUCUGUGGGAAACUUUUCCUCCCAGAAACCCAGCUUGGGGUGGGGUGUGG
Brienomyrus brachyistius is the source of this 1281-nucleotide messenger RNA. It is a transcript of the gene asb11, whose product is annotated as ankyrin repeat and SOCS box containing 11. The transcript is spliced from 8 exons. Lineage: Eukaryota; Metazoa; Chordata; Actinopteri; Osteoglossiformes; Mormyridae. The record is from RefSeq and is a predicted model, not a curated record. Gene Ontology annotation, biological process: positive regulation of protein catabolic process; protein ubiquitination; intracellular signal transduction. The coding region runs from base 79 to 993 and encodes 304 amino acids. Gene Ontology annotation, molecular function: protein binding.